Linnemannia hyalina is the source of this 357-nucleotide messenger RNA. The record is from the annotation of a GenBank genome assembly. NCBI's taxonomy places the organism in Eukaryota, Fungi, Mortierellomycota, Mortierellomycetes, Mortierellales, Mortierellaceae.
AUGUCGAGCAGCAGCGCAGCAAGCAAGCGUCCCAGCGACCAGGAACUCACCCAGACCUACAACUCCAUGAAGUCCGAACUCAACCAGCUCGCACAAAAGAUUGGAGAACUCGAGACCGAGGCCGAUGAACACACACUUGUCGUGGACACAAUCUCGCCUUUGGAUGGAGACAGGAAAUGCUUUCGUCUGGUCGGAGGUGUUCUCGUAGAACGUACCGUCAAGGAGGUCCUCCCCGCAUUGAAGACCAACCAGGAGGGCAUCAGGACGGUGACGAUGCAGCUGGUUCAGAAGUACAAGAACAAGGAGGACGAGUUCAUGGCAUUCCAGAAGAAGUACAACAUCCAGGUCAAGAACUAA